AAAAGUUACGAUAAGCUCGCGUCAAUAAAAUUUGUUCAAUAAUUCAAUUAAUGUUACGUCGAUUGAAUUCAAGACACUUUACAAUAUCGGAGCUUUUAAUCUGCAAACAAAGAGUAUUUUUAACCAAUCUAACCUAUAAAAAUUUUAAAAAAAAUUACAGUGGAGUAACGUGUAGACAAUUAUCAUACAACUAUGACUCGUAUAAUAACUCAAGUACAGUUUUGCCAUCCCAAUCUCAAAUUGUUAUUGCUGGAGCAGGUACGGUGGCUAAUUCUGUAGCAUAUCAUUUAGCUCUUAAUGGCUGGAAUGAUGUUCUUGUUUUGGAACAAAAUAAAAUUGGAAAUGGCAGCUCGCACUUUGGUUCAGGAACACUUGGAUUAUUCAAACCACUUUCUCAUCGAAAUAUCAUAUCAUACAGUAUUAAGCUCUAUCAACAAUUGCAAGAAAUGGGAUAUGACAUUGGUUUACGCCAAUGUGGAAGUAUUAAUUUAGCUCAAACCAAAGAUAGAAUGAUUGCUUUAAAAAGAAGAAUGGCUUAUAAUGUGCCAACAGGAUUGCAUUGUGAAGUUUUAGGAAAAGAAGAAUUGAAAAAAAUGCACCCACUAUUACAUGUUGAUGAUAUAGAAGGAGCAAUAUUUGUACCAGAAGAUGCAGUAGCAAAUCCUGUAGCUAUAUGUGAAGUAUUAGCUAAGUUGGCAAAGAAAGGAGGUGUUCGUUAUAUAGAACAUUGUCAUGUUGAACAAGUAUUGACUGAAAAUGGAGCAGUUAAGAAGGUCAAAACAAAUAAGGGUUUUGUAACAUGUGAAUACUUUGUUAACUGUGCUGGAAUGUGGGCAAGAGAAUUAGGACUCAAAUGUAGUCCUCCUGUUAAAAUACCAGCUUAUCCAGCAGCACACUAUUAUGCUAUUGCAGCUCCACAUUCAAUAGAAACGCCUGAGAAUUUGCCAUGUGUGCGCGAUUUUGAUUCAUAUUCAUACAUGCGCGAAUGGCAAGGUGGAAUAUUAGCUGGUUGGUUUGAACCAGAAGCGAAACCUGCAUUUCAAAACAGCAUAGCUCCCACAGUAAAUUGGAAAGAGCACCUUACAAUUGAUGAUAGGCAUUGGAAACCACUUUGGGAUAAAAUUUUACACAGAAUGCCGAUUUUGAAUGAAGUAAAAGAACCAUUUAUUUACAAUUGCCCUGAUAAUUUUACGCCUGAUGGAAGAUGGAUAUUAGGCGAGACUUCGGAUGUCAAAAAUUACUUUGUGGCUGUUGGAAUGAACGGAAACUCACUUCAAGGGGCCGGUGGGAUAGGAAAAGAAGUAGCAGAAUGGCUUAUGAACGGUGAAUCAACGCAAGAACUUUUACCUUUCAAUGUGCAAAGAUUUAUGGACUUGCACACGAAUAGGCAAUAUUUGCAACAAAGGGUCCGUGAAGUUGUUGGACGUAAUUAUGCUAUACUCUAUCCACAUCAGUGCGAAUAUAAAUAUGCUCGUAAACUUCGAUGUUCACCCUUGUAUUCCGUUUUGGAAGAACGAGGUGCUAUAUUUGGCAUAAAAAUGGCUUACGAACGAGCACUUUAUUUUGAUCCAACUUACCGCAGAGGCCAAAAGAAACCAAUUAUGCCUCCUGGAAGCUUUUAUAAACCAAAGUUUCUUGAUUUUAUGAAAGAGGAAUUUGAAGCUAGUCAGAAAGGUGUUGGGAUAAUCGAUAUGAGCUCUUUUUCAAAAAUAGAAAUUAAGUCGGCAGGACUGGAAGUGGUCGAUUACUUACAAAAAUUGUGCUCUAGCGAUGCCAAUUUAGCUAUAGGAGCGAUAGCGCACACAGGGAUGCAAAAUGAAAGAGGUGGUUACGAGAAUGACUGCAUGCUUGUCCGUCAAGCAGAAAAUAGCUACUUUAUGGUAUCUCCAACACUCCAGCAAACGCGAAUCUAUCAGUGGAUGUCGAGACAUUUACCAGCGGAUCACUCGGUAGGACUUAACGACGUCACUUCUAAAUACACAGUUGUCAAUAUCAUUGGGCCAAAAGCUUCUCAACUACUCUCAGAGCUUUCGAACUCUGACUUGAAUCUAUCGUCUUUCACUUAUAAAAAUUGUAACGUGGGUUAUGCAUCGGACGUUAUGGUGAUGUCUUAUACACAUACGGGCGAACCUGGUUACAGCCUUUAUAUUCCAUCUGAAUAUGCUUUACAUGUGUAUGCUACACUAAUGGAGGUCGGAAAAGAUUAUAAUGUCCAUAAUGUCGGUGUACUAACCCAAAGAUUCAUGAGAAUUGAACGAUUUAUCCCAUUCUGGGCUGAAGAGCUCACACCUUUUGUGACCCCUUACGAAGCUGGCAGCGGUCAUAGAAUCAAUCUUGACAAAGAGUAUUUUAUUGGAAAAUUUGCCUUACAACACCAGAAAGAACAUGGUGUCACAAAAAGACUGGUAUUGUUCGUUAUAAAUAAUCUUGAUCUUAACAAAAAUGUAUGGGCCUGGGGUGGUGAGCCACUUUAUCGCAAUAAAGAAUUUGUGGGCACUGUUACAUCGACUGGGUACGGCUUUAGUAUAAAGAAAUUAAUUUGCCUUGGUUAUAUCGGCCAUCCUGGUUACACGCAUUCGUACGAUGAGAGAAAAAUCGUGACAAACGAAUUUAUUAUGGAUCCAUCAGCUGUUUAUGAAGUUGACAUUGCGGGUCACCGAUUUCCAUUAACGCCACAUAUUCGCUCGUUACCGUUGCCAGGCUAUAAAAGUAAAAAAUACAUACCAACUCCAGUCAAUUCUUAUAAAAGUGAAAUUUCACACUGAGAUUUUAUCAUUCUGUAAUAAUCAAAUAUUUUCAUGACAGUACUAAAACACAGUCAAGUUUAAUAAAUAUAAUAAAUUCUUACAGUUUUUAUGAUUAUCUCAACAGAAUCUGUUCUAGUCAUUUUACAGAAACAUGUUUUUUUUUAUAUUAUAAAGUACUUAAUUGUGUUUUAAGUCUCUACUUUUUUUAGUUUUCACAUGUGUUCGCUUUUUAUGAUAAUAAUAGUACUUUUAUACGAAGUACUAAUGAUUAUUUUAGGGUUAAUAAUUAUUGUUAUUCAUGUGUCAUGUUAACAUUCUGUACAAGU
This is a messenger RNA of Phymastichus coffea, 3073 nucleotides long. RefSeq names its product pyruvate dehydrogenase phosphatase regulatory subunit, mitochondrial-like. Gene Ontology annotation, molecular function: oxidoreductase activity; protein binding. Bases 51 to 2765 code for a protein of 904 amino acids. Gene Ontology annotation, cellular component: cytoplasm; mitochondrial matrix; mitochondrion. The transcript is spliced from 10 exons. The record is from RefSeq and is a predicted model, not a curated record. Lineage: Eukaryota; Metazoa; Arthropoda; Insecta; Hymenoptera; Eulophidae.